CUCCAACUCCACCACUACCAAUUUCGCUGCCGCUCUCCUACCCCCUUUGCAUCUCCUCCUAACCUCUCCCGCUGCUACAGCGCUCUUUGCGCCCUCAUCCCCUCCCCCGCCGACGGCCUGCACCCCGCGCCUUCGACUCCGCCAACCAAACCCGGCCCAGCCGCGAAGAUCUAGGGUCACAGACAAACACCCGCCCGCUAUGGCACGACCGCGGAAAGACGUUAAGUUCCAACACCGGGGAGGCGCAGCCAACGGAAAGGCGCGAAGACCCAGCACUAGCAUGUCAGAAAUCAGCGAGAAUGCUUCAGAGCCGGGCAGUCCCACGCGCAACGGCGCCUCCCACAAGAUAAAGCCUGCCUCGCCCGAACCCCCGCCGCAAUCAGAGUAUGAGAAGAAGAAGCAGAACUUCAUCACUCGCACAAUCUGGACUUUCAUCAUGAUCGGCGGUUUCUUCUGGUCCAUGUUUGCCGGCCACAUCUACAUCAUCAUUGUCGUGACCGCCGUCCAGAUCAUAUCUUUCAAAGAAGUCAUUGCUAUUUCGAACGUCCCCAGCCGCGCGCGGAGUCUGCGCUUUACCAAGACGCUCAACUGGUAUUUUCUCGGCACCACCAUGUAUUUCCUCUACGGCGAGAGCGUCAUCUACUACUUUAAGCAUAUCUUGUUGGUCGACAAGAUCCUGCUCCCCCUUGCUACCCACCACCGAUUCAUAAGCUUCAUGUUGUACAUCAUUGGCUUCAUCUUCUUUGUCAGCUCCCUGCAAAAGGGACACUAUAAAUUUCAAUUCACCCAAUUUGCGUGGACUCAUAUGGCCCUGUUCUUAAUUGUCGGCCAAGCCCACUUUGUCAUCAAUAACAUCUUCGAAGGCAUGAUUUGGUUCUUCCUGCCCGUGGCAAUGGUCAUCACCAAUGAUAUCUUUGCCUACAUUUGCGGCAUCACUUUUGGCCGGACGCCUUUGAUCAAGAUCUCGCCUAAGAAGACGUGGGAGGGUUUCUUGGGCGCGUGGUUCUUCACCAUCAUCUUUGGGAUUGGCGUCACACACAUCAUGAUUCGUUACAAAUAUUUUAUCUGCCCAGUGAAUGACCUCGGUGCAAACCUCUGGACUGGGCUAGAAUGCAAGCCGAACCCGGUCUUCAUUCCUCGCAUGUUCACUCUACCCGUGCCCUUGCCCGAAUGGACGCAAUUGCCGAGCCGGUUUUCCAUUGCUCCUGUUCAAUUCCAUGUUUUCGUCCUCGCAACGUUUGCUUCACUAAUUGCCCCCUUUGGUGGCUUCUUUGCCUCUGGACUCAAGCGCACGUUCAAGAUUAAAGAUUUCGGUGACUCAAUUCCUGGCCACGGAGGAAUGACGGACCGCAUGGACUGUCAGUUCAUCAUGGGCUCCAUUGCCUUCAUGUACUACUCUAGCUUCAUUGCUAUCCACACGACAAGUGUGGGUGGCAUUAUUGAGUCUGCCAUUACCGGCUUGACUCCCGAGGAACAGAUGGAGGUCGUUAAGGGGUUGAGCAAGCAUUUGGUCAACCAGGAGAUUAUCUCACCCAAGGUUCUCGAAUACCUCAGUGGACAAUUAAGAAGAAGGUGAAGGCGCCGUUCACGCUGAUUGCCGUUCGGAUCAUGCCGUUCUGCCGUGAGUUUAGUGCAUUGAAGCACAACAGUCCUCGGUCAGAAGGAUUUUGGGUUAGACAUAAUAUGUGUAAUGUUUGGUUGGGGCAUUGGGCACUUGCCCCCUUUGGACUUCUCUGUAUAUACCCUUUUCUUCACUUGGCUUGUCGUUAUUUUCCUUUCUGUUUGGGGUAGUUAGCAGGUCUUCUGGGUGAAAGUUAUCUGAGUAGCAUUUCUUAGGCCCUGCGGAUUCAGGGGAAAAU
Molecule: messenger RNA, 1859 nt
Organism: Lindgomyces ingoldianus
Lineage: Eukaryota; Fungi; Ascomycota; Dothideomycetes; Pleosporales; Lindgomycetaceae
Product: phosphatidate cytidylyltransferase 1
Exons: 5
Coding region: 200-1576 (458 amino acids)
Cellular component (GO): endoplasmic reticulum membrane
Molecular function (GO): phosphatidate cytidylyltransferase activity
Source: RefSeq, a predicted model, not a curated record